AUGCUUGUUGAAUCUGCCCCACGGCGUUGGGAUAAUCUGCCCCUCCAACUCCCCAUGGAUGUCAUUUCUGUGGGCAGUUUGGUCGCCUUUGAAGUUUUGAAAGAUAAUUCGUGGUGCUACGAAACAGGAAAUGUGACAUUUCUUUCAGAAUACAUUGCCCGUGUAUCUGUUUCAUAUGCAAACCCUGGGGUGGGUGAAAAAGAGCAGCUUGAAAUGGACCGAAGAUAUCUAGGUGAGCUAUGUGGAAUGCUUCAGCGAUUACGCGUGCAAAGUGCGAAGGAUCAUGAGUUUGUUCUCCAGAACCAAAUUGAACACGCUCGUCUUCAGGUUAGGGGUAUUGAGGCUGCAUGUCUUCGGGAGGUUCAGUCUUACCAGAAGCCCCCGCCCACUGUAAAAUGCAUAAUGGACGAUGUCAUGGAAAUCCUUGGGAUUCGCCCGGAAUCAUAUUCAUGGUCCUAUGUAAAGGCGGUCACUAAACGGACAGGAUUUGUUUCACUUGUUGCAGAGUUUGACUCCUCGAAGGUUUCGGCGGAGCGCCGGUUGGAGAUUCUUCAACGAUGUAGGAGCCGAGAAGUCAGCAAUAAAGCGGCUUAUAAGGCUUCACAGGCCGCAGGCCCACUUCACCUCUGGGUCCUGACGCAGCUAAACUAUUUUGAGACAUGUGACUCACCUACCUUUGUGUCAGACUCGCGCAGUCGCGAGCAGCAGGAGUGUCUCUUAUCUCAGAUUAAAGCGCUGCAGAGGCGCAUACGUUGCUCUGAGAACGGCUCAAAGCAACCAUCUUCGGCUCCACUGACGGAGGAAAAAACGAUUCUCCGUUCUUGUAUAAUUUCACCCAUUCCCACUACUUGCGCCAUUUCAAGGAUAGCUGCGAUGCACCGCCCAGAACUACUGGAAUAUGUUGCAUUACAUCAUACAGGCGCCACGAAGGCUCUCUCUUCGAGCGAACCAUGUCACACACCUAAUGCGCACGGCGAGCUUCAGACGUUGCGUGAGAAACAUGAGAAGGAACACAAACAGUUCAAACCUGAUGGAGAAAAAGCGGUGAAACUUCUGACCUCUGAAAUUGGCAGCUUGAGCCCAUUAACCAAUCCAACUAAUGACAACUCGCGGCUUCUCCAGCAGCCUUGUGAUUGGGAUAUGGAUAAUGAGUCAUCUGAAACAAAAAUCCGAAGAGUCCAGGGAGGGGAGCAACAAACUGGGAGAGAAGAAAUCAUGGGUGCACUUACUGAGAUGCUGCACUCAAUCAGGGUUCUUGAAAGGGUAAUUGCGGAACCUGAAAUCGACAAGAAAGCUCUGAAGGAACACCUCAACAAGGUGAAGGAACUAAACGGUGCGCUGAAAUUAAAAGUUGAAGGAUGUAAGGAAGGAAAAGCGAGCUCAUAUAUACAGCAAGAAUUGGAGACCUUGCUUCACAACGAGGAGCUUAGGAACGAAAUUCCUGCUUUGAAGGAUCUUAAUAACACACACAAAGCAGAGCUGGUUGAGGCACGGCUUGAGGCCGCUCAUCCUGAAUCAGUGGUAACCACGCUGUCAGCUGAGUCAUUGAUGUAUACUACCCCUACUAUAUCAACGCAUCAUACGAUAUCCAUUGACGGUGAUGCUUGGGAGGCUGUUUUGGGUAACUGCCCCCAGAAACUUUUGCGAGAACUCACUUGUGAGGCGACUGCCUGCUGUGGGGCUCAUGCAGAAUGCGUCUCUGCAAUUACACGCUCGCACGGAAAGCUUCAAGCCCAAUUCCGCGUGACUCACAGCGCGGAUCGUUCUUCGGAGGAUAUUGAUCACCUCCUCUCAUUGUGCACAUUUCACUCGACAAGAUCCCUCUGGAAAAGACAGGAAAGCACGAGUACCUCCAGUGACACGGGGUGCCAAAAAAGCGUUUUAUCUACAAUACCACUUGCUCAGGACAAUCCUGUUACUUUCGUGCAACGCGGGGAAAUGGAUGAGUUACUUAGGCAUAAUGAACAUCUACAGGCCCUGUUAAAGGAUUCUCGCCGGGCGGAGGAAAACUUGCAGGCUGAGCUCGCAAUGCUUAGAGUUAGAAAUAGUGAGUACCAGCGCGACGUUGCGGAGAAGCAGCGCGAGAUUGCCGUGCUUCAAGCGACUCUGGACGAGGCCACUAGUAAGGAAGCUGAUGCACAAAGCCAACUGGCACAACAACGACGUACGGUUGAGCAUCUUCAGAAUGAAUUAAGUGCUCUGCGCAAUCUUGACAACAACAAAAACGUCGAACGUUACGAAUAUGUGAGUACGUAUAAUGCCAAUGAAGCUGACGUACAAAAAGUCGAACAUAGUGAGAACAGUCUUUUAACGCACAUCGAAGCGUUGUAUUCGAGCCAAAAAGAACCAUAUUUUCCACAACACUUCCAAGAACCCAAGACGGAAAGACAAGAAGUAAAACCACAUAAUAUUGAACGAUUGAGUCACCCACACAUUUACAUCCAACGAACCACAGAAAAAAACAUAUUAACAAGCCCAAAAGAGAAACAUCAGCUCGAAAUACCUAUAUCAGGAAAUACUACUCCUGCUCCAGCAACUUUAUACGACGGCGCAAACGAGUUAGAAAAAACUCUAACAACAGCAAAAGAAGAACACAGCGUAAGAACAAAACAUACAAUUGCAACAUACCAACCUCAUGAAAAAAUAAAUCUUGAACAACAAUCGAUGGAUAAAACGCAGCUUCAUAGUCCACACGAAACAACACACAUCAACAAUACAAAUAACCGACAGCAGAAUGCAAUAAUCACAACAAAAAAAGACGCCCCGAACAAAACACAUGGUCAGCACGCUAUCCUGCUUCAAAUGGGCAAGGAUAAGGAAGCAGCUCGAACGCCGGUGCUGGGUGAGACCCCCUGCGAGCACGAGGCGGCAGGUAUGCAGCGGGGGCGGGAUGGGCCGCGGCGGUGGAUGAAGAGGCCCCAGUCAACACCGAGUGGAGGACACCGCUUACAGUGGAGUGUCGAUGCGCUGCAGCGGCGCAAUGAUGAUUUGCGGGCGCAGCUGAGGGAGGCGCGGCGUGGAGCGCAGGAGCGCGAGGCCUUGCGGCUGCACAAUGAGGAGUUGCAGUCGCAGCUGGGUGAGGCGCGGCGUGCUGCGGAGGCGUUGGAGGUUGCCCGCCGCUGCGGAAAGGCAGGCAGAGGGAGGUUGAUGAGUUGCGCCGCUCCGAGAAGCGGCUGA
Messenger RNA from Trypanosoma rangeli, 3177 nucleotides. RefSeq names its product putative antigenic protein. Gene Ontology annotation, molecular function: minus-end-directed microtubule motor activity; dynein intermediate chain binding; dynein light intermediate chain binding. Gene Ontology annotation, cellular component: dynein complex. NCBI's taxonomy places the organism in Eukaryota, Euglenozoa, Kinetoplastea, Trypanosomatida, Trypanosomatidae. The transcript has a single exon. Gene Ontology annotation, biological process: microtubule-based movement. The record is from RefSeq and is a predicted model, not a curated record. The coding region runs from base 1 to 3177 and encodes 1058 amino acids.